AUGGCUGCGUUUCUAAUCCAAACCGCUGGAGCUGGCAAAUAAAACAAAACAAAAAAAAACCAUAAAGCCCUAGUCUUGAAUCUGGUUUUGGUUCCCUGGGACUCUCCGCUGCGCCGGGUACAGCUGGCGACCCAAAGCCCGUGUAGUGAGGGGAAAUAGCUGGGAAAAUGGACCGACUCGCGCUUUAGGGGAUGAAAGAUCAUUUUUCUUCUUAACCCUUUCUACUCCCGAGAUCUGCAAACAAUCGAGCAAGGUUUUGCUCAAAGGCACAGCAACACCACUACACAAAGGUUAAUGUUUGUCUUCAAGCACAAGAUGAUGCGCCAGGUGACAAGCAGUGACUUCUGCAUGAGUAGCAGGCCGUCGUGCCUCGCGGAGGACGGCCACCACCCUGCUUCUCACUUUGACCUGUGCACUUCCCAGGCCAGUAAGUUCUACCCCCCUCCCCCUCCGGCGUCCCUCCAGAUGACGCUGGCUCCCAUGGCCUUGCCCAGCCAGAGCCACAAGGCCAUGCUGUGCCAGAGACAGGAUGUUCUCGGCGUUGACCCGCGCUCCUCCGGAAAAAUACCCGGCCUGAAAGGCACCGAGCAGGCGCCGGAGGACGGCAAGAAGAAGAGCAAGGGCGCGGGGAAGUCGGGGAGACGCGGGAGGCCUUUAGGAACCACCAAGCUGGCCGGUUACAGAACCAGCACCGGGCGACCUCUGGGCACCACCAGAGCGGCCGGGUUUAAGACGAGCCCGGGGAGGCCGCUGGGCACGACUCGAGCCGCGGGGUACAAGGUCAGCCCCGGACGGCCCCCCGGCAGCAUCAAGGGCCUCUCUCGCCUCAACAAACUGGCUUACAGUAGCACCUGCAGCGGAGCGGCUUUCCCCUACCCGCUCCCACACAAAGAAAUCCUCUGUGAACCUUCCUGCAAAGAAAAGACAGCUAACGAGUAAAAGGCUCCGGGCUGUUUCUACUCUAUCCUUAACUGCUGGAUACACGUGUACAGGUUUCCUACCGCAUAUUAGAAGCGAUCCAUUACUUCUCUAAGAUGCCGCAAGGCUACGAGGAGGAGAUUUGUUUUUCAGUAUUCGUGUUGUUAUUGUCAUGUGUGCGCCUGCCACCUAAUAUAUUUAUCAUUCGUUUUUCAGCGCUAUCGCUGGAGAUUUGCUGUGGGUUACAUUUUUCCACUACACUUUUCUGUAUCUGUUUUCCUUGGGAACAAAAAAGGUUAAUUGAGCACGAGAGUUAUUUAUAUUACAACUUAGGUGGUAGCUUGAUUUCUAGUGAUCAAUGUAGCAUUUUAGUGAAACUCAUUUAAAAAUAUAAUUUGCUCUUUCAUCGCCGCCAACAAAGAAGAUCCUUGUUGAUGGAAGUAAGUGAUGGGCACGAUUAUGUCACAUUUCUACAAAAUGGGGAUUGAAUGUACUUUUAAUGUAAUUCACGCUUCAGGUUGCACUCUUAAUUUGCCGAUGAAUAAUAAAAUACACAUGAAAAGAAGGAGGGAUUCGCGAGUUAGAUAAGUGGUGUCUGCCUUGGAAAACAUGCAAAUAAAUGCGAUAAAAGUGCAUUUCUUUGCUUGGUGGCACUUCGGACGAGGCAGGCAGUCAGUUCUCCAGGUCGGUGACUCCUCAGGACUCAAAUCUAGGGGGAUGAUUUUAACUCAGCUCAACAGUUGGCACUUAACGCGUCCAAACUCGCUACACGUGCAUGUAAAAGUCAUCAAACCAAUUAAUUUUAACUUACUGAUUGUGAGAAACGGAUUUGUUAUCCGUAUCAACAUGUAUCGACAUGCUUCUCCAACAGUUGACCCAAAGAAGUCGUAAAAAAACAUUUGAAUGACGAUACAAUGUUUAUCCCGGUAUUGCAGGUUCUGCUUGGUGCUGGAUUGGACAGUUAGAGUUGCUCAUUUGGCCCUGAGAGAGGUCAAACAUCUCCAAGAGUUUGGAUGGCGGUAACUUCGCUUGCUUGUAGCAAAAAUGGGGUUUGACUCCGGUUUUGUGAAGGGCUGCCGGGAUGAUUGGACAUUUUUGAUACCGCUAUGUCACACAUUUUAUAUGGUUUUCUUUUCCCACGCAGCGUUCGUGUUGUUACGUCUCCCCUCACAGCACCACGUAACCAACUUUGCCCAAAUAGAAAUAAAAUUCUCAGCAGGCAAAAUGUGACUGUCAGGAAAUAUCUGCAGAGUAAGACUGAUAAUAUGACCAUGCUUUCUGUUCCAGCUUUGUAUGCCUGAGUUUAUUAGACUCACGGCAAACGCAUUUGGUUUGCAGUGCUUAAAAAGCGUCAAAUUUUCCACACAGCCUAAGUGAUUAAUUAUGUCUUGGUCUGAUUACUUUAUCGUCUUUACGUUCCCAACAAUGAAAUGGGGUCUAUUUUAAACUUGUGACUGUUUUAAUAUAUAUACAUUUGCAUAUAUAUAAUGAGAAAGGCUACGUUUAAACCGAACAUGUUGUAUUUAUUUAUAAUUGUUGCAUUGUGUGUUAAGUUAGUCACCCAAAGCUCUGCUUCAUAUGUUUUGUUUUAUACUUUUCUUUUUCUGUAAAUGACGAUACAAAGUGGGCUAACAUUUCAAAUGUGAGUAAAGGUGAAUAUUUAUUGUGUUUGACUCAAGACAAUGAACCGAUUGACAUUCAGAGUAUAAAUGUAAAUGUCACUAAUGUGAAUAAGAAUCACUUCCUUACAAAACUUUUUUGUAAAAUUUGAUAUGAUAAUGUGUGAUUAAAGGCUCAAGCAUCUUAUCAACCUUCCCCCAAACAGCAGAAACUGCUCAUAUGUAUAUUUAUUUUCAUUUCAAUAAAUAAAUCCAUGGGCUAUUGCUGAUUUUAGAGCGAUGUAAGAAUACCAAACAUCAGGGUUUAUUUAGUAGGAAGUCUGCAGAAAAAGGGCAGUUACCAUUGUGUUUUUUCGGGAGAAAAUAAUAAACAGUUUCAUUAGAUUGGUUUUCUGGAAUGAACGAGAGGUGGGAUGGAUUUGUUGCAGGUGUGACCUGUGGCCUCAGGCGUCAACACUAGUCAGACAAUGAACUUGUUCUUUAUGUACUCGUCUUCAUUUCUGGACCGUAAAGUUAGCCAUCCCCGACAAGUAUGUUGUACAUUGUUGCUACAAUAUUAUGUCAUUCAUUGAGCAGAACUCAGUAAAACACUUGAAACUGUUGAGAAGCGGAUCUUUUUUUAAUUUAUUUUAUUUUUUUAUAAUGUUAAUGUCAAAUAAUUUAGAAAUGAAAAGUUGCAUUAUUAAUAUUGGCUCAACAUGAUGACAUUGUUGUAAUAACAACACAGAUCACAAACUGUUAAAUGUGUCCUUGAAUACGGUAUGCUUUUCAAGUUAAUUCACUUUUUUUUGUGAUUUUUGUACAAACUCCUGACUUUUUCUUUUUUUUUUUUACUUAUAUAGAUGUAACUCAACUCCAGAGAGAGGAGAAAUUGUUUCACCGAGUUUCUCCUGUCUGACACAGUUUAAAACCAUUGAAGUAGUUGCAAUAAUCUGGUGUUUAUAUCGCAGGCUACCGUGGAAACUUUGAUACUAUGACUUUUUCUUACCGUUGUACUUUUCAACUUGCGUAAAAAGGCCUUUUGUUACUUGUUUUGAUGAUUUGAGCAAUAGGAACACACAUAUGAAAGUGUCACACGUAAACACUUAUUUCUGACCCUCCUUUACCAAAGAAUGUGAUCAGACUAGAGGCAUUAAUUCUACUCGUCAUGUAAAUACUCAAAACGUCUCACAAGGUAACCGUAGCAUGUAAAUGUAAACGGGGGGGAAAAAGCACUCAAGCGCAGCUUUUCCAUAAAUGUACGAUUGUUUGGAUUAAAACCUUCAAACGGUUGCUCAAAUAAUUGAGACAGUUUUUUGAAUGCUUUUGAAACGAGUACACGCUGAUAAUGUCAACUUGGUUGCAUUUCAUUGUUUUUAUGUCCAUAUGUUUUUCUGCUUUUCUUUUAUAUGAAAUUCUUAUGUAGCCUUGUUUGAUAUUUAACGAGUCGAGGUCAUGGUGGAUGUGAUGCCUGCUUGUCUUUUAUUGUGAUUUUUUUUUUUUAAACAUUGUAUUUAUGUCAUGAUGGUUAUGGAAUUGAUCUUUAAGGAUGGCCUUUAGCUUUAAUGUCCAUUUUCAUGCCUGACAUUUUGACACAGAACACAACAGAUGUGAAGAUGACUGUUGCGCUUUCUGGCUCACUCUUGCACCAUCACGGGACAAUAAGAAGAUGUUAUAAUCCCUAAAAACACCUGCAACUAUGUUUGUCUUGUAAUGUUUACCUUCAAGGUUCUAUCCUUAACGGGGGUUUCUUUUUGGAAAGAUGUCGCGCAUCUCAAUGUAGUUUUGUACUGGAGAGAUCCUCUUAUCGUACCAAAAAAAACAAAAACAAAAAGAGAGUAUAACUUUGUUGCUUUCAGCAACGUCAGUAACAUUUACAGCAUAGCAGACGCUCGCAUGGGGCUGACAGCUCCCACUCAUGCAGGCCUUGGCUUUGGUUCAAGCUGUACAGAAACAAAUUGUUCAAUGAAUGAAACUAAAUUAGACGCUUAACCUUUAUUUGUGGCUUUUAUGUUGAGAAUUGCUGUCUUCACGUCCCAUUUAUAGGAAGAAAAGAAAAUAAGUCUUUUCAAGAGUUUGUUUAUGCCACAGCACCUGAUCCUGAAUAAUUUGCAUUUCUACAAACAGAUUUUUUUUAUACUCUUUGUGCUCAUGGAACAGAAAACCACAAUUGCAUCACAGUAGUAAAUAUUUAUCGUGUUCAAAAUAUGGAAAGAGAACAGCAAUAACAACUCUUAGCUCUUUAGGAAGACUGAUGCAGGUGCUAGUGGAAGAUUGGAUUUGUAAAGAGUAACUCUAAAACUCAGUUUGGAGAUGACUUUGACAGUUAUCAAAUGUUUUAUAUGUGUAAGAUUUUAGACAGGACUUGACAAUAUAGGAGCUGUCUAAUAUUGGAAUCGUAACAAUAAAAAGGGAAUGAAAACAGACCACUGACCUCUGAGCAUCACAAAUUUAAUUGUACAUUUGUUGUAUGUAGUUUCAGUUCUUUUGUAAAAUACAUGACUAAAUGUAAGGUCUUUGUAAAUUGAGUUGAUUUCCGAGGCGGACAUCGCAGAACGAUAAUGAGUUAUUUCUGAAGUUUGAUUGACGAAGCCUGUAAAGCUUUGUAUAUUUUACCUUUUUCUCCUGCAUGAUUGUUGUGGAAUGUUCAAAGUUGUUUAAUAAAUCUGAA
Cololabis saira (Pacific saury) is the source of this 5187-nucleotide messenger RNA. It is a transcript of the gene c14h5orf24, whose product is annotated as chromosome 14 C5orf24 homolog. The transcript has 3 exons. Bases 295 to 939 code for a protein of 214 amino acids. The record is from RefSeq and is a predicted model, not a curated record. Lineage: Eukaryota; Metazoa; Chordata; Actinopteri; Beloniformes; Belonidae.